Messenger RNA from Corylus avellana, 879 nucleotides. NCBI's taxonomy places the organism in Eukaryota, Viridiplantae, Streptophyta, Magnoliopsida, Fagales, Betulaceae. The record is from RefSeq and is a predicted model, not a curated record.
AUGUCAAUCUAUCUACCGGAGGAGGUGGUGGUGAAAAUACUCUCAGAGCUACCCACAAAAUCCCUAAUCCGAUUCAGAUGCGUCUCCAAAAGCUGGCAUGAAAUUAUAGGAAACCUAGAUUUCCUCUCCCAAAAUCUCCUCAACCGCUCCAUUCUUGCCACCCCAGAAAAUCCCAAUCAUCAUCUCCUCCUCCUCAGAGGCAGGGAAAAAUCCGACGACGAAAAUGACGUAUUCUCUUUUCUCUCUUACGAGACCCUCGACUGUGUGUCUCAGAUCCCUCUUACUACUAUUUUCAGCUUCAUUUUCGUCGGUUCCUGUAAGGGCUUAUUGUGCAUCUACGAUGUCCAUACCGGAGGCCUAUAUCUCUGGAAUCCCGUCACACCCUUUGAAGGACUCAAGGCUCUCUCGCCCAUGCCCGUGCGUGCUAAUUCGUUUGGGUCCAGCUUUGUUUUCGGUUUUGACUCGAGAUCUAACGACUUCAAGGUGGUGAGAAUUCGUUCAUCGUUGCUUCAAGGAGAGCGUUUACAGAGCCAUGUGGAAGUAUACAGCUUAAACGGCGGAUCUUGGAGAGUGAUUGACCUACCGGAACCCAUGCUCCCUUUUUGGGGCAAUCGAAGCUGGUCGCGGACAGUGGCGUUAGAUGGGGUUUUUAUCUGGUGGAUGUCGGAUUAUAAGAUCGCUGCUUUCGACUUCAGCGACGAGGUGUUACGAUUGACGCCGCUUCCGGAUGCUUCUCAUCUCCAUCUUCUCUCGGACGGGGAUGAUGGUAGUAUUAUAACCUUGUUAAACGGGCAUGUCGCUUUGUUAGCUUUUUCUGAUUCGGAAAUGAUUGCAACACGUCCUUUGGAGAUAAGGGUGCUCGAAUUUGGUGUUAAGUAA